GUAAGCCAUGUGUAAGCCAUAAGAGCUUUAAGCACAGCCUGUGCCUCACUGGGACACUGCCUCCAGUACAGACCAUCCAGCGGGCUGCCACUGAACACUGCGUUACACCCAGAAGUGCAGGUUGCUCUCCUGUUUCUUCAGUUUUUGGGAUUUAUCCAUUCUGUGUUUCAUGAGUAGCUUUGAGGACAUCCCCUUUAAGAUCCCCAUGGGUGCCCUAGAUGAGCCACUGGAAGAGACUCGAGAGGUAACAGCUCCGGACAUCAACGUUCCAGAUUGCCUUCAAAUACUUCAAGAUACAAAGUAUGACUUUAGUGUGGAAAACUGGGUUCUAAGUAGUCUUCAAGGUUCCUGUGGUUCUUGGUCAAGCACGCAUCCCUCCUGCCCCCCUCACUGGAUGAUGUUAAGCAGCCCUCAGGAAGGUCGCAUGUCCCGACGAAGAAGCAGUGAAAGCUGGGAGUCCAAGCGUCGCCCGCGUAGCCACAGUCUGGGCGCAGCCGACAUGGGCUACCCCCAACAGCACCGCACAGUCAAGUUCCUUGUUGAGUCCGAGUGUGACGCUGGUGGAUACUCUGAAGAUGAUGAAGGUUCAUCCACAGAGGACAGUGCGCACUGCCAGUCCUGCCAGUGUGGGGAUAGGCCCCGUAGCUCAGGGCCAAAGCGGCUGGGCUCCAGGUGGAUUGAGAUCCAGCAGAACACCUCUCCUCGUCUGUCCGGACAGUCCUCCCCACGGACCACGUCACGUCCCAGGAGAUCCAUGUCCACUGGCCAGGACAUUCAGCUGGCACCACAGCGGCUGGCCAGCCCACAGUGCCACAGCCAAAGGACAUCCAACAGGCGUGGCACUCCUGCUUCCAGUGGUCGAAGGCAUUCACAGAGCCGAAAUCCAGCCACACUGAAUCCAGCCACAAUCACACCGUCCUCCACGCUGAUACAGACCAGGCCAUCCUCAGCUGGGCACAUCUCUACAUCCAGAAAUCACCAACCAGCUGCACAGAGGACUCAGCGAUGCAAGACUUCACAUGGACGACCAUCAGGGCAAGAUUCCGCAACAGAGCUGUUCUCUGCCCUGAGUCAGGACGAGAAGGAGCUACUGGACGUCAUAACUGAGCGGGGCUAUUCUCUCCGGACAGCCAUCAUUGCAUUGCAGAAGACCGGCCUUCGCAAACCUGAACAGAUCCUGAGUUACCUGGUGGCCUGCAAAAGAUUACGUGGUUUGGGCUAUGACCAAGUCCAGGUGGAAGAGGCUUUGGAAAUGUUCCAUUACAGCGAAAGCAAGGCUUCAGAGUUCUUGCGCCUCCUGACCCAGUUCAACGAGAUGGGCUUUAAAGAGAAUGCCAUUAAAGAGGUGCUGCUGGUGCAUGGCAACCACCGGGAGAGGGCCUUAGAGGAGCUCAUGAUGAACACAUUGUGAAAACUCUGCAUUUAGCUCAACACACAUGCUUUUGAUUAGUUGUUACCACCCAGUCCCCUUUUAGGAAUUGUUUUUGCAGAAAUUAUGCAUAACCGGAAAAAACUGUAUGCUUGCACAUAGAAACAUUAUUCAUGACACUUUACUAGGCCGAAAUUAAUUUUGACGUGGUCACAUGGAGAAAUUAUACAAAUACAGUAGACAUAAACCCAAUGGUGUUUUUUUCUUCUUCAACAGAUGGUUAACCAUGUGGUGUAAACUACAUUUUGUACCCAGGAUUAGGGGUGGGCCAA
Alosa sapidissima (American shad) is the source of this 1701-nucleotide messenger RNA. Its product is annotated as ubiquitin-associated protein 1-like. Gene Ontology annotation, biological process: ubiquitin-dependent protein catabolic process via the multivesicular body sorting pathway. The coding region runs from base 170 to 1411 and encodes 413 amino acids. Gene Ontology annotation, cellular component: ESCRT I complex. The transcript is spliced from 6 exons. Lineage: Eukaryota; Metazoa; Chordata; Actinopteri; Clupeiformes; Clupeidae. Gene Ontology annotation, molecular function: ubiquitin binding. The record is from RefSeq and is a predicted model, not a curated record.